UAGAAAAUUGCCAGGGGUUUUUAAAUUGAGCAAUUGUAAAUUCAACUCAUGGAGACUGUGUAUUUUUUAACAUUAAAAACAAAAAUAAACAAGUAUCACUUAAAUUUUUGUUGUUGUGUAGAACUCUUUAAAUUGCUGUAUGCUUUCACACGGAAAAAUGUUAUAGUUAUUUUUGUUUUUUGCUAAAAAGUAAGUUUUGUUCGAAGAUCAGUAGGGAUAAAGGCCAAAAACGGUCAGUAGUUCGUUUCCGUCCUUCUUCGAGUCGAUGUCCCUCGACGAUUGGUUCUGUUUUUCUAUCACAUGGUUAUUGCAUUUGAAAAAGUCGGGGAAAAACAAUAGUUUCAGCAGUUCGAAGCUAAGAGCUAGCUAAUAAAAAUAGCACAAUGGUCAAAAACUGAGGGAUGUCGAACGCGUGUCAAGAUUUUAAUCCGCGUCUGUCCAAAUUGGCCGGAGGGCGGCUAGUCUGGCUAGAGUGCUAGCCGGUAUUGAUUAUCGCUGUGCCCGUCGCCGUCGUCGCGGAAGACCCAUCCAUUCUGAACGCCGGUGUCAUAUUAUGGAACUCAAAUGUUUGGAAUGUUCUAUAGACGUAAUAAGGAAGAGAAGGAGGAGGUCCCAGAAGGGCUCGAAGACUGGGAAGUCGCCAGGAAUGUGAUACAGAACGUGCUCAACAACAAUAUUGAAGCCGCCGAGCAGCUUUGCAGAGACAGAAAAAAAUCCGUCCAGUUGGAAAUCGCUCACUGCUAUACGCUAUUCAUGAAUGCAAUGAUGACAUUUGAAGAGGAGAACAUGACCAAGGCAUGCCAGGCCCUCAAAGAGCUUGAAUCCAAAUGUGCUUAUAAUCUCAGUUGGUUUAAAGCAGUGAAAACACGUGUAUUUGGCUCUUCUGAGAUGGGAAGUCCGUAUGACUUAUUGGAACAACAGAUCAUCUUAGCCGACUGCCAUGUCUGUCAAGCCUUUCUCAACAUGAUAAUGCAAGACUCGACAGCCAGUUAUGUGAAAGGCGGCUGGUUGUUGAAAAAGGCCUGGAGCCUCUACCUGAGCGUCUAUUCAAAUAUUUCCGUUCAGUACAAGAAAUGUUUCGGAUCCGAAAUAAAUUUAGUCCCUCCAGGAAGAAAGAUAGUUGUCAGCAAAUCUAUCGGUUUCGUGCAAACGUGCUCAGAAAGACAAUCCAAUACCAGCAUGGUACAUUCGAUCUCUUCGAUGCAUCCUAUUGCCGGAUCCAAGGAAAGUAUCAACAUUUCAAACAUACCUGACGAUGAUGAACAGCAUCACCAUUAUUAUGAUGCGCCUGAUGUACAAACAUUAAAAAAUAUACCUGAAAGCCAAAACCCUACGGAUAUUGCAAGGCUGACGAGAGCUGUUUGCUUCGGAUACGGGCUGUUCCACCUGUGUGUUUCUCUUCUGCCUCCGUCUGUUUUGCGAUUCAUCUCUUUAAUAGGUUUUGUGGGUGAUCGAGUGGCAGGUCUCAAGUCGCUCGAGUUCGCUAGGCAAGGGCCGGACGUGAGAGCACCUCUCGCUACGAUUGCACUGCUUUGGUACUAUACGAUUAUCAACCCUCUAUUGGCUCUCGAGCCCGGUGACAUUGUUAGUACGAUUCAAUGUGCUGAUAUUAUUAUGGAAGACUCUAAAAAAGAAUUUGCAAAUUCAGCACUGUUCUAUUUCUUCAAAGGAAGAAUUUUCAGGCUGAAGAAUGAAGUUAAUAGUGCAGUAGGUGUUUACACUGCGGCAAUAAACCUUUCUGGACAGCGAGAGCUGUCGCUAUUAUGCCUGCACGAGGUUGGUUGGUGCCGACUGAUGCAAUUGGACUUUCAAUCUGCCUUGCAUGCCUUCUCCCAGCUGAAAGAGCAAUCAAGGUGGAGUCGGGUAUUCUACACGUAUUUAUCUGCUGUAUGCUGUGGCUGUAUUAACGAGAUGCAUCAUGUCGCCCAUCUAACGCAAAUCUUGAAACAGAAAUCUAAGAUGAGAUUCUCUCAGCUUGAUCAGCUGAUUUUGCACAGGCUUGUUUUUCUCAUGCCGACCAAGACUCCACAUUUUUACAGGCUUUUGGCCUAUGAAAUGCUCUAUUUGUGGAACAGCAUGCCUGGAAAGGAAGGGCUUAAUUCAAUUUUAAAUGAUAUUGAAUCAAAUGCCAAAUCAUUACCAAGUAAGAAAGUAAUGGAGCCGAUGGUUGGUUUGUCAGCCCUCUUGGCUGGGGUCUGUCUGACAUAUCUCAACAGGGACGAGGAAGCUGUCAGUAUGCUCGCCUCGGUCAGAAUGAGCCGGAUCGAAGAAGAAAAACGUUAUAAAUCAAGAGCAGAUCUGCAUAUUAGCGCUUUUGCGCUUUAUGAAAUAGGCAUGAUCUGCUUCAAAAAGAAAAAGAUGAGUGAUGCAAAACUUGUUUUGGAUUCGAUUGUAUCGGUGUACACAAACUACGAUUUUGAGCAUCGCCUCAAGAUGAAGAUACAAACUACUUUAAAGGCCAUCCAAGAUUGUGAAUUUUCUUAAAAUCGGAGAGGCUUUCUUUUAUGGAAAAAUUUUAUCUCCUUU
Messenger RNA from Cimex lectularius (bed bug), 2526 nucleotides. Its product is annotated as tetratricopeptide repeat protein 39C-like. Gene Ontology annotation, biological process: cilium assembly. NCBI's taxonomy places the organism in Eukaryota, Metazoa, Arthropoda, Insecta, Hemiptera, Cimicidae. Gene Ontology annotation, molecular function: protein binding. The record is from RefSeq and is a predicted model, not a curated record. The transcript is spliced from 10 exons. Bases 565 to 2484 code for a protein of 639 amino acids.